This is a messenger RNA of Frankliniella occidentalis (western flower thrips), 1906 nucleotides long. RefSeq names its product phenoloxidase-activating factor 2-like. The coding region runs from base 167 to 1564 and encodes 465 amino acids. The transcript has 5 exons. The record is from RefSeq and is a predicted model, not a curated record. Gene Ontology annotation, molecular function: serine-type endopeptidase activity. Lineage: Eukaryota; Metazoa; Arthropoda; Insecta; Thysanoptera; Thripidae. Gene Ontology annotation, biological process: proteolysis.
AGCGGACGGACGGGGCCGUGACUGCGCGGCAGUCCCCUCACGGUCCCCCGCCAGCCCAGCCAAGCAGCGCCAGCGCCGGCCCGCCGAACUUCUCGCGACCAGGACCGCGCCCGGAGAGUGCUCCCGGCGAGGCGAGGACCGCGUCGAGAGCAACCCGCGCGCCGCCAUGGCUGCCGUCCCGCGCCUGCUGGUGGUGCUGGCAGCCACCCUCUGCGCCGCCAGCGCCUUCAACCUGACGGCCCGCAACAUCGGGAAGCGCGCCCUCGUCGGCAUGGUCAAAAACAAAGUCGGAAACAGACAGGGCUGGCAAGAGGACGACACAUUCACCCCCAACCCCAACUACGUGGAGGUGACCAAGUCCGGCGACGACGGGCUGAGCGGCGGCGCCAUCACCCCGUCGAACGACUGCGUGUGCGUGGCAUACUACCAGUGCGACGAGAACCACUACGUCAUCCAGGACGGCGUGGGCAUCAUCGACAUCCGGCAGAAGGAGGGCGCUUGCGAGCACUACCUGGACUCGUGCUGCAAGCUGCGCGACGACCAGUCGCCCUCUCCGGGGCCCACCCCCGGCCCUACCCCGGACCCCUGGGCCACCGAGCCCACCCCGCAGUACCCGCCCCCGCCCGUCACGGACCGGCCACGGCCGCAGCCGCAGCCGCAGCCCACCCGGCCCACCGAGCCGCAGAUCGACCGGCCGCACCCGACGCCGCCGGCGCGCGCGCAGCUCUGCGGCCAGAGGAACCCGGACGGCGUGGGCUUCAGGAUCACGGGCGGCGAGGACGGCGAGGCGCAGUUCGGCGAGUUCCCCUGGAUGGUGGCCAUCCUGCAGCAAGAGCGGAUCGACGGGCAGGCCAAGCCGCUGAACCUGUACCAGUGCGGCGGCGCGCUCAUCACCGCUCAGGUCGUGCUGACGGGCGCGCACUGCGUGGCGAGUAAGCAGGCUAAUCUGCUCAAGGUUAGGGCGGGUGAGUGGGACACUCAGACAACCAAGGAGCUGUACGUCCACCAGGACCGUGGAGUGGCCACCAUCAAUGUCCACCCGCGCUUCAACGACAAGAGCCUCCACAACGACGUGGCCCUUCUGAUCCUCUUGGACCCCGUGCAGAUCGGAGGCCACAUUGGGACCAUAUGUCUCCCACCCCCGGGUCUGCGAUUUGAUUACAAGAGGUGUUUUGCAAGUGGUUGGGGAAAAGACAAGUUUGAACAAGACGGUCAGUACCAAGUUAUUCUUAAGAAGCGUGACCUUCCUGUCGUUCCAAGUACUCAGUGCCAGGAAUUACUCCGCAAGACUCGCCUAGGAGCAUAUUUUCUUUUGGACGCUAGUUUCAUCUGUGCUGGAGGAGAGCCUGGACGAGAUACUUGCAAGGGUGAUGGAGGCAGCCCAUUAGUCUGCCCCAUGGACAAUGACCCUAGUCGUUAUUAUCAGGCUGGUAUAGUUGCAUGGGGUAUUGACUGCGGAUUGGCAAACACCCCUGGAGUAUACGGAAAUGUUGCUUACUUCCGCAAUUGGAUCGACAGUGAGCUAGCAAGCUUAAAUCUAGACCUUUCUAGUUACCAAGCAUAAAAAGUACUAUAAGGAAGCCAAUAAACCAAAAGCUCAUUAACAUAAAUCACCCAUAAAGGAUAUUGAACUAAUUCUUUAAAAUUAAGCUAUUGUAGUAUGUUGUUCUCUUUCUGUAAUCAAUUUUUUUGUACUUUUCAAACUUUUCACUUUUUUACUUGUUUUUUUUUUUGUACUGUUGUCAUAAAAUCAUUUUGUUAUCUUAUGUCAUCUCUGUCAUAGUCUAUUACUUAAACUUGGAUAGUUGAAAAAGAUAUUUUUUGAUUGAACAUGGAUCUUAUUUAAUCACUCAGGUAAAAUUACGUCAUGGGUUGUAUCCUAAAAUUAAAUUAUUUUAAUUUGGAA